This is a messenger RNA of Chanos chanos (milkfish), 3188 nucleotides long. Its product is annotated as SR-related and CTD-associated factor 4-like. The record is from RefSeq and is a predicted model, not a curated record. Gene Ontology annotation, cellular component: nucleus. The transcript is spliced from 19 exons. Bases 97 to 2871 code for a protein of 924 amino acids. NCBI's taxonomy places the organism in Eukaryota, Metazoa, Chordata, Actinopteri, Gonorynchiformes, Chanidae. Gene Ontology annotation, molecular function: RNA binding; RNA polymerase II C-terminal domain phosphoserine binding. Gene Ontology annotation, biological process: negative regulation of termination of RNA polymerase II transcription, poly(A)-coupled.
ACUGCAACGUAAUUUUUAUCAGCUAAUCCUUUUAUAACUGAAAGUGUAGUGUAUGUAUGUGAGUGUUACAAAGGUAAACGAAGAGAACGAGCGAACAUGGAUGCGGUCGAUGCUUUCAACACUGAACUGUUCUCUAUGAUGGAUGUGAAACCUCCCAUUUCUCGAGCAAAGAUGAUGGCCAUUACAAAGGCCGGAAUAAAAGCCAUCAAGCUGUACAAACACGUGGUCCAGAUUGUGGAGAAAUUCAUUAAAAAGUGUAAACCAGAACUAAAAGUCCCUGGUCUCUACGUGGUAGACUCCAUCAUUAGGGAAUCACGCCACCAGUUUGGAGUAGAAAAGGAUGUGUUUGGGCCAAGGUUUCUGAAAAAUUUAACAGCAACAUUCCAGCAUCUCUACCAGUGUCCCCCUGAUGAUAAAGCCAAAAUUUUGCGAGUGCUGAACCUGUGGCAGAAAAACGAGGUGUUUAGCUUGGACAUCAUUCAGUCUCUGACGGACAUGGCAACGGCACCAGCGAUGCCAGUCACACAAAACGGCAGCAUAGUAGGAGGUUCUCCCGCCCCAGCACUGGCUGUGGCACCGGCUGCUCCACCCACAGCAGCGGCAUUGCCCGUACCCACCGCCUCCAUCAUGGCAGCUCUGCCGCAGCUGCAGAACUCUGCCGCCCUGGCUGCCGUGGCACAGAUCCUUCAGUCCUCUCAAAGCCUGGAGCUUCAGCAAGUUCUGCAGACCCUCCAGCAAAGUUCAGUGAUUGUCAACAGCGAGCCUGCACACUCUCAGGCCCCUGUAGCACAGAAUGUCCCUGUGAGUGCACCUCCCGCAGAGCAGAAGAACAACAUUGCCAAGAGACUUCUUGACCGUUUUGACUAUGACGACGAGCCAGAGGGCGGGGAAGAAUCGCAAAGGGACGAAACAAAUUCUGCUGUUUCUCUUCCUGUAAAUCUGCACCAGUCCUUGCAUCCUCAGUUUCUUGCUCAGAUCCCCAAUCAGGCCCAGGUUCACGGUGCAGCUUUGUCACAACCAUACCCAGGAAUGAUACAGCCUGUGGGAGAUCCACUCAUGGGCCAACAGAUGGCCAACGUUGCAUUACCCCCUCACAUUGAGGUGGCAUCUAUAGAAAUGGAUCCAGCUGCAAGGAGGGAUGGAACAGAUCGACGCUAUGAUAGGAGAUCUCAGUCUAGGUCCCCAAGGAGAAGGGCAUCGCAUUCGCGUAGAUCCCGAUCCACUUCACGCUCGCGGCGGCCUCGUCUUCACCGCUCGAGGUCUCGCUCGAGAGAACACCACAGACGCUCUCCACGUUCUCGAUCUGAGGAAAGGAGGGAGAGAGAAAGGGAGCGAGAACGCAGACUGAAAGGGCUACCCUCUAUAAAGAGAGAAAGUCUUAGUGUUUGUAGCACCACAUUGUGGCUGGGCCAGCUGGAUAAGAAAACACAGCAACAGGAUAUAACAAGCCUGCUAGAGGAAUUUGGUCAGAUUGAGUCAGUCAACAUGAUUCCCCCCAGAGGCUGCGCCUAUGUUGUCAUGGUACACAGGCAGGAUGCUCACAGAGCCCUGACUACGCUCACCAGGGGCCCUGUCAAAAUCAACCAGAAAACUGUCAAGAUUGCAUGGGCGAUGAACAAGGGCAUAAAGCCAGAAUUUAAACAGUACUGGGACGUUGAACGCGGGGUCACCUACAUCCCCUGGAGUAAGGUCAAACAGGAGGAGCUGGACAGCUUUCGUGAGGGAGGCAUGCUGGACGUUGAAACACUCUGUCCAGAGUGGAAUGGUGCUAUGAAGGACAUGGUAAAGCCAGGUGAAGGAAAUAGAGGGCCACAGGCAACACAGGCAGAUGGAGACUCAGUCACUGCACUUCCACAGGUAAAAGCUGAAGGGUUUCAAACGAAGCCCCUCAGAAACGGUCUGUGUCUCAUUUCUGUUUUCUGCGCUCUUAUGGCAUAUGUAUUCCCUAUGGGUUGGCAAAGGGUAUUUUCGGUAUGUUGUGCAUUUGUUGUUGGUGGUUCUGUGAGAGUUUAUUUAUCAAAACACAACUCUUUGCAUUACGUUGGUGUGUGUGUCUUUGGUUCCGGAGGCAUGGAACAAGUACACCCUUUCCAACCAGUAGGAGUCCCUCCCGCUCUCCCUUUCCAUAUGGGCCAGCCUCCAACAUCUAUGAUACCAGGAGGACCACCUCCAUCCUUUCCAAACCCAGCAUUUAACUCUCCACAGAUGCUCCCAGGUUUACCUCCUCAUGGUGUAAUGUCUCCAGUAAAUGCUUCAGGACCUCCUCCACCGACUCCUGCAGUCAACCUGACCACAGGGAGCUCUAUGGAGGACCUAUCUAAAGACGUAAACGAGGCUUCAGCAAACCAAAUGGAUAUACCGGGUGGAUCGUCAAUGAGCCCCCCUGCUCCUAGAGGUCUUCUGGGGGCCAGGCCUGGUAUGAUGCCCCUGCAGCAUCCGCCAGGACCCCCACCUCCGUUCGUACCUCGCUUCCCCAACGACAUGCCACCUCCAAACAUGCCCCCUCCUCCCAACAUGCCGCCGGUUAACAUGCCUCACAUGCCCCCGCAAAUGAUGCCUCACGGCCCUAGUCCAAUGUACAGGGAGCCUCCGCCAGGGAGCAGGUUCAGAAUGCCCAUGUCCCACCCUCCACACGGAGACUUCCCGCCUCCCAGAGAGGACUUUCCUCCUUACGGGCCUCCAGGAGGACCAGGUGAAGGGGAUGAUUGGGACCCCAGGCCAUACAGGAACGAGCCUUGGGACUCUGGACAUGACAGAGAGCCAGAAAUGUUUGGGGAUGAACCACGCUUCAGAAGAGGAGGCGGGGGGUGGGACAGGCCUCGCGGUCGAGGUCGGUUCAUGGACCGUCGUGAAGAUAGGAGUAACUGGUAACUGCAGCGGGGAAGUUCUCAGGGUGCGUCGGCUGAAUUUGAACCUCGGUGGACUCGGAGAACUCGAUAGUUAUGAGCGACCCUGAAAAUGGGUUGGCUACAUCCACCAAGAGAUGCUGUGUGAAGAAGUAUCCAGCAAUGACUGUUUUCAUUUGGCCAUUGAGUGAUAACUCAUGGAAAGCACUGUGGCUCUCACACUCAUCCUGUGAGUUACAUUCUCAAAAGACCCACCAAAACCUCUAGGAGGUGGAGCACUUAAGACACUAAGUUAAUGAAGGGUUGAAUGGACAUUGUGUGUUCAUUGAAGCACUGUGUAAA